Megalops cyprinoides (Indo-Pacific tarpon) is the source of this 1917-nucleotide messenger RNA. RefSeq names its product leucine-rich repeat-containing protein 27-like. Gene Ontology annotation, molecular function: protein binding. The transcript has 11 exons. NCBI's taxonomy places the organism in Eukaryota, Metazoa, Chordata, Actinopteri, Elopiformes, Megalopidae. The record is from RefSeq and is a predicted model, not a curated record. Bases 236 to 1591 code for a protein of 451 amino acids.
CUCACGUUAGCCAUGUAGUUAGUUUCUACAUAACUUGGCAAGUCAGUUAGAACGUGAGGCAGUUAACGUUUGUUACUUUGUUUUCAAAAUGUAGCUAGUUACGCUUUAAUUUCUGAUAACUUCAGAUGCGGAUACAAAAGGCCAGAUUCCUGCACAGGGGGAAUGCAUCCAGGAGAUAUGUAAAGUUAAUGUUAGAUCCACUCCACCUUCACGAACAAUAACUGAAAACACCACAAUGGCAUCUUUGGAGGAGGACAUUGGCGACCAGCGCUUAAACUUCGAACGGGGCGACACAUCAGGCAAAGUCCUGCCUCCUCCAUUUUUACAUCCUGACAACGCGUCAGAAAUGCACAUCCCAGUGGAGACGACUUCUGACUCGCUGUGUUUAAGCAGAAGAAAGCUGAAGCACAUUCCAGAAAGCAUUUUGAAGAUUUCUAAAAUAAAAAAUUUAUAUCUCGAAGGAAAUGAAAUUUCCAUCCUUCCAGAUGCCCUGUUCAGUAGCUUGUCAAAUCUGGUGUGGCUGGACCUUAGGAACAAUCAAAUAACCAUGCUCCCCCCAGAGAUAGGGCAGCACAGGUUUCUGAAAACACUACUCCUGGAAGGGAAUCCUAUUGCAGAGCUCCCAUUAGAAUUGGGCAACCUGAUCUCACUCAAAGCGCUGAGUCUGCGACGGUGCCCCAUCAUGUUCCCUCCGCAGGAGGUCCUGCACAAGGGUGUGCAAUGCAUCCUCCAGUUUUUGAGAAAGGCCAUGGCUGAGAGACCGGUCAGUGGGAGAAACAGUCUGACAGAGGUGCCCCCCAUUGAGAAACUGCAGCUCAGUAGUCUUGCCUGCUCAGAGGAGGUGCACGACUCAGAGGAGUUGCAGAGGUUUGAGGAGCUGAAGCUGAGGAUGAUGCAGACGGAGAGUGUGGACUUUGGGCAUGGUGUACCCACACCCUCCCUCCCACCAAAGUCAGGACCAGUAAAGAGAGAGGGAGGUCUCAGAGGCCACACCCUGCCAGUCAUCCCAAGAAAAGGAAGGUCAGUUAAGUGCAAAUUUCCAGAGCUUCCACCAUGCAAUAUGCGAUAUUGGAAGAGUCUGGAGGAAAGAAAAAUAGCUGCCAUGAAGGAGCUGAAGGAAAAACAAGCAAUAAUUGAACAACGGAGGAAAGAUGAAGAGGUGCUUCAGGAAUGGAGGUCUGAGGCCCGGGUGAGGCAGGAGAGGAGAGUCCAGAAUCACACUCUGAGAAACCGAGAGGAGGUCCUGAGAAGUGCUCCCUAUGCAAUAGACCCCCAAUCCAACAUGAAGGAUAGCACGGACAGUACUACCAAUAGUGCACUGCAACAGGAGCCCAGACAGAUGUCACUGAAGUCUCUAAAAGAAAUGGAGGAUAUGAGAGCGAGUCGGGAAAAGGACCUGGAGCAGAGGAUCAGAACCCAUAUUCAGAUGGUGCAGGAUAGGAACAGUAGGCCCAAGGGGUCUGCGCUGGAGAACAUCAAAGCUACACAGCAGGAGCAGGUGAAGAAGUUACAGUCUGAACAUCCGGAGAGGAAGAACGAAAAUGGACAAGAGUAUCGAUUCACUGCCUUUACUGGAGAUGAUUCUCUGUGAAGUUACAAGAGCUGAGCCCUUUCCACAUGCUGCCAUUCUGUCAAUGGACUACUGCAAUGUAUUGUGUUCAGUCAAGCAAAAGCUGCUCAAGGUGGAGGCUAGCACUCUUGAGCCCCUGGAAUACACAUGUCUGACAACACUGUUUUGUGGAAGCCCAUGGCUGCUUUCCUCUGUUUCUGAUGUCGAUUACAGAUAAUACUAGUCUGGCACACCUUUGUUACCUUUUAAAUUAGUUUGCUUCCAAAAGUAGAUGUGUGAAAAGAAGGGACAGAUUUGCUCAUGAGGUUGAGUUUUUGGUGGAAGAAGAAGGUUUUUUUGCCUUUUUU